Eurytemora carolleeae is the source of this 1269-nucleotide messenger RNA. Its product is annotated as trypsin alpha-3. The transcript is spliced from 14 exons. The record is from RefSeq and is a predicted model, not a curated record. Lineage: Eukaryota; Metazoa; Arthropoda; Copepoda; Calanoida; Temoridae. Gene Ontology annotation, biological process: proteolysis. Gene Ontology annotation, molecular function: serine-type endopeptidase activity. The coding region runs from base 37 to 978 and encodes 313 amino acids.
CAGGUUAAUGUUGCAGUUGUUAGUGUGUUCUCAGAUAUGCUGGAGUACAAUCUUUUAAUUCUGAGUUUCAUCACUGUUUUCGUUACUACCGGUUCAAAUGGAUCGAUCAAGGUUGAUUGUAAUCAAUCAGCUGAAAGUUCCGAAUGCUCUACCGAAAUCACCGAAAUAAAGGACCGCCAAGUAGAGACAACAAGAGCACAAUUGAAUUGCAAGUGUGGAGUUAGAAACUACUCCUCUCGGAUCGUCGGUGGGAGUCCUACAGGGCAAAAUAAAUAUCCUUGGCAGAUUGGAUUGGUCCGGACAAGUACUGGAAAAAUACCUUAUUGUGGAGGAUCACUUAUCAGCAAUCAGGAUGUACUGACAGCUGCCCACUGUACUAUGGGUACUUCAUCCACAGGAAUAUUUGUAAUGCUGGGUGAAAAUGAUCUUCUGAAUGACAACGAUGGACAAACUGUUGUUCGAGUUUGUGGAAAGGUUGAGCAUCCUCGGUACCAGAGCAGUAACCAGGAUUUUGAUUUUUCUAUUCUCAGACUCUGUGAUCCUGUCACAGUUUCGAAGGGAAUAUUGCCUGUUUGCCUACCUGAAGGAACUGGACGAGGAAGAGAAUAUGAAAAUAUUGCUGCGACAAUCUCUGGUUGGGGAACAACUAGCUCUGGAGGAUACCUUUCAAGGUUUCUCAUGGAGGCACAGGUCAGGACAAUGAGCAAUGGCGAAUGUUGUGGAUCCAGAAACAAAUACUCAUGCAGUCAGCUGACUAGUAGAAUGAUAUGCGCGGCAAACCCAAAUGUCGAUUCUUGCCAGGGAGACUCAGGCGGUCCAAUGUCAUCGAAAGGAAGUACUGGUGUUUACACCUUGAUCGGUGUUGUUUCUUGGGGAUAUGGAUGUGCACAGGCGGGAUAUCCAGGAGUAUAUGCACGUGUCACAAGUCAGCUGAAUUGGAUCAAAUCCAAUAUGGCGGGAAGCACCUGUUCUCAAUAAAUCCAAAUUGGCGGCUACUAGCUAGUAUGUGUUCUCAAUAAAUCUAAUAUGGUGGGCAAUAUAUGUUCUCAAUAAAUACAAUAUGGCGGGAAGCACCUGUUCUGAAUAAAUCCAAUAUGGCGGCUAUACUGGCUAGUAUGUGUUCUCAAUGAAUUUACUUUUGCGGGCAGCAACUGGACAGUUUACUAUUUAUUAAUGAGAUAUAUAACGUACAAAUAUAGAAUUAAUGUACAGUCGAAAACAUUAAGAAACUUUGUAAGUUUUUAAAUAUAUUGUCAAUAAUUUCAGCUA